Messenger RNA from Dreissena polymorpha, 2741 nucleotides. RefSeq names its product interferon-induced protein 44-like. Bases 463 to 1890 code for a protein of 475 amino acids. The record is from RefSeq and is a predicted model, not a curated record. NCBI's taxonomy places the organism in Eukaryota, Metazoa, Mollusca, Bivalvia, Myida, Dreissenidae. The transcript is spliced from 7 exons.
AUAAUGACCAUUGGAGGUUUUAGUUAUCGAACACAUCAGAUUAAGGAUAUUUGUCACCGCGCUGCUAUGGCAUACACAUCAAUUUGUUUACUUCACUUUCUUCAUUCUAUCAAUUCAAAACUCAUCAAAACACUGAAACGUCUUUAAAUAAGAAGGAUAUUUGUUUUGGAUGUUUUCCUACAUGUGUUUUAAGAACGACGUUGCCUACAUUUCAGAAAUAUUGUUUAUGUCAUUUUUGUAAAAGACAACAAUCGAAUACAUGGAAUUACUAUAAAGCUGAUGAAUACCUUACUUAAUCUUCUCGAUCGUCCGAGUAUGCGAUACAGAAGUGAUAAUAAGACGAGAUAAUGAUAUUUUGUGUUAAUCUCCUAUAUUGUAAAUUGUUAAUGUCCGAUACACCAUAAAUGAUGAGGUUCGUUUGCAUUCCAUAUUUGCGUCUUACGUGAUUAAACAACACGAUGAAUGACAGGCCUGCUCAGAGAUUCAGACAAAACACAACUAGAACAGUGGAUCGGUCAAGGGCAAAAACAGUUUACCCUUCUGUACAGUGCAACAUCUGAUGGGUGUUCUUCACAGAUGCUCCACGAGAAAUGUGACCACCAGGGAGCCACAGUCACCGUGGUGUACAAUGAGGUGGGAUCCGUUUUCGGUGGCUACACUUCGGCGAGCUGGGCUGCUGGCAUGGGUGAUACACGAGAUGACAAAGCGUUCUUGUUCCAACUGAAGUUCUCCAACAAAGAGACAUGUCGGAAAUUUCCAGUUGCAAAUUACACAUACAGCACUUUUUUAAAUGAAAAAUACGGACCCACCUUUGGUGGAAGCAAUGGAUACGAUAUGCACCUAUUUUCUGGUAUUAUCAAUAGCAGUGGUGGGUUGUUUCAGUUAAAUGGCAGUUUUACAUUUGGUAAAAACUACACUAUGUCUGGAAUAUCAAACUGGAACGAUAUUCAUAAUGGCAACCUGAAAAUUAAAGAACUUGAAGUCUACAGUGUAGCAGUUAGACCUCAAGAGCCAGCAAAUCACAAAUGGCGGAAAGUACCGGAAUGGAAUAAGAAGGUGGUGCACGAACUCAUGCAAGAGGUUCAGUUAAUCAAACCGAGGCAUGGUUUGAUCCAAGACUAUCGCAUUGUCUUGAUUGGCCCAGUCGGGUCCGGAAAAUCCAGCUUCUGCAACACGAUCAAUUCUGUAUUCAAGGGCAGAAUUACACAUACGGCUCUUUGUGGGGAAGGAAAACACAGCUUCACCAAAACGUACCAACCAUAUGUAUUCAAAUCAGCACGAGAACAAGAUUUCCAUGUGAAAAUAUGUGACACGAGAGGGCUGGAACCUGAUUUCGGGAUUGAUACCAUGGAUUUCACAUUUUUGUUAGAUGGUCAUAUUCCAGAAAAAUACAAGUUUCACGCCGAGGAACCUAUUUCCCUUAACGAUCCGGCGUUUGUGACAAAGCCAGAAUUAACCGAUAAGGUUCAUUGUGUAGUCUUUGUUCUGGAUGUGUCUACGCUACAAAAGCUUGAUCCCGAAAAGCAGGCGCAAAUCAUAAGUUUCCGGAAUAUAACAAUGCGAAAAGAAAUACCUCAAGCGGUUAUCUUGACAAAAGUUGACAAAGCUGUCGCCCAGAACUUAGAGACGGUAUACACGAGCUCUGUUAUUGCUAAAACAUUGCAAACAGUCUGUGAUAUGUUCGGCUUUCCAAAGCAACAUGUGUUUCCUGUGAAGAACUACGGAGAUGAGUUGACGAUGGAUGACGGGGUGAACUUCCUGGCACUCUUUGCUUUGAGACAGAUCAUGUAUUUGUCUGUGGAUCAUAUUGAAAAUCAAAGCACUGACAGCACUUAUCCUCCCAAUGAAGAAGAGGCACACGAUUUAGAAGCAGCUUCAGAGUCCAUUUAAUAAGAAAGUAAAGGGAGGUUUUCUUUAAAACAGACUGAAAUGCUUUUCGCAUGACUUGUUUAUAGCUUUGGAUAUUCCAUUUGAUUGAUUAUAAUGUAAUGAUUCAUAGCGCAUUCGAUUUGGACGUAUGACUGUUAAUAUACAGACUCAAGUAUCAUUUAAUUAACUGCGAUGCGAUUUUUGUUGUUUUAAUGUGAUUUAUGUUAAUAUUUAUAUUCGGUCAUUGAUAAAUUGUUUUGCCUUUCUUACGAUCUAUGGCAUAAACUAGUAACUGUUUUUUUUAUUAAGGAUAUGUACAAUUUGCAACGUGUUAGAACCAAAUAAUUGUAUUGAUCUUUUCAUUCGAUGCUUUUAAACAUAUGGUGUCAGUGACCGUUUGUGUAAUUGUAUGUUAUAUAUUAAAGUAAUACGAUUAUAGAUUAUAUUAGAAUUGUUUUAUAUAUGUCGUAUUAACACUUACAUUUAAAAUAUAAGUAGUUUAUAACGUGCUUCGAAAAUGCAAAUAUCGUGCUCUGAGGAAUAUUCAAGCAGUAAGUGAUUUGAUUGGAUAUUAAACCAAGAGUAGUUAUAUUGUCACUAAACUUAAUUUAAUUCAUGUCAUGUUUUAUUGCUAUUUACUUGUUGUUAUAAUGUUUGUGGUUGUUUAUGUUUGCAUAUACAGCAUAUCAAAAGACUAGUGUAUAGUUACAAGAACGACACUCUCUGUAAAGAUUCUACAAUUAUAACAAUAAUAAGUUAAAUAAUGCAUUGUUCGGUGUUGUUUUAUUGUGAGAUAAAAAGUAUAUUAAUUAACAACUAUGCCAUGCUUUGCUAAUAAAUGGUAUACAAUCUUUGAAUAAAGUAGUGUUUAA